AUGCUCUCUGCCACCUCCGUGGCCAUGCGCGCCGGCGCCCGCCGAGUCGUUCGCUCGUCUGCUCCCCUCGUUAACAACGCCGCACGAAACCUCUCGUCCUCGAGGAGCCUGGCGGCUUCGCCCGCUCGUGAUCGUGUCACCCGAGGAGUCUUCCAGGCCGUGGCGAGCAAGCAGCUCCGAGGUUACGCCACCACGACGAACCCCAACCCUCCUCUAGGCAAGAAGAAUGCCUCCAACGACGUCCCUUCCCGUAUCGGUCUUAUUGGCGCUCGAGGAUACACUGGUCAAGCCCUGAUCGAUCUGCUCAACAACCAUCCUUACAUGGAUCUUCGACAUGUGUCUUCGCGAGAGCUCAAUGGCCAGGAACUUCAGGGAUAUACCAAGCGCAAAAUCAUCUACGAGAACCUAUCGCCCGAGGAUGUCGCCCGGUUGGACAAGGACGUCGACUGUUGGAUCAUGGCUCUUCCCAACUCUGUGUGCAAGCCCUACGUGGAAGCCCUCGGCGAUAGCAAGAGCGUCAUUGUCGAUCUCUCGGCCGACUACCGCUUUGACGAUACCUGGGCUUAUGGCCAGCCUGAGCUCACAAAGCGGUCCAACAUUACCCAAUCUACCAGAAUCUCAAAUCCUGGCUGUUUUGCUACUGGCUCUCAGCUCGCCAUUGCCCCUCUGCUCGAGCAUAUUGAAGGCCAGCCUGUUGUUUUUGGUGUGUCGGGCUACUCUGGCGCAGGAACCAAGCCAUCUCCCAAGAACGAUGUCAACCUCCUCAAGGACAACCUCAUCCCAUACAGCCUAACGGGCCAUAUUCACGAGGGCGAGAUCAGCCGCCACCUUGGCACUCCCGUGGCUUUCAUCCCCCACGUUGUCUCUUGGUUCCAGGGCAUCCACCUCACCGUCAACAUCCCCCUCAACAAGACCAUGACUUCGCGCGACAUCCGACAGCUCUACCAGGACCGCUACGCCGGUGAGAAGCUCAUCAAGGUUGUGGGCGAGGCGCCUCUUGUGAAGGAUAUCUCCAAGAAGCACGGAGUUGAGAUUGGGGGCUUCGCCGUUGACAAGACCGGCAAGCGAGUGAUUGUUUGCGCCACAAUAGACAACCUGAACAAGGGAGCCAGCACCCAGUGCUUGCAAAACAUGAACCUUGCGCUUGGUUACGCCGAGUAUGAGGGCAUUCCCAUCAUGUAA
Fusarium vanettenii 77-13-4 is the source of this 1182-nucleotide messenger RNA. RefSeq lists its product as uncharacterized. Gene Ontology annotation, biological process: L-arginine biosynthetic process. The coding region runs from base 1 to 1182 and encodes 393 amino acids. The record is from RefSeq and is a predicted model, not a curated record. Gene Ontology annotation, molecular function: N-acetyl-gamma-glutamyl-phosphate reductase (NADP+) activity; NADP+ binding; NAD binding. The transcript is spliced from 3 exons. NCBI's taxonomy places the organism in Eukaryota, Fungi, Ascomycota, Sordariomycetes, Hypocreales, Nectriaceae.